AUGUACACUAUGGGCUAUGGUGCGGGUGUUCUCAUACACGCUGAGAAGGGAGGUCUUCUGGUUAGUGUUGAAGGACUCGAUAAAGAUGUCGCUGAUUGGACAGUAGUUGGAAUUCCUCUCGAUUCGCUGGUUACGGUAUCACUAGAUGAGGACAAUUCUGAAUGUCAUGUUCACAUAAAACAGGAAGCUCUGCAUGUGUUCGCGGAUGUGCGUACAAACCACAUCCCGAGAGUCUUAUGCGACUUACCUGAACCCAGUAAACGACGCUUUGUGAAUAUCGGACCGUUACAAUACAACAUUCCUGAGGUCUCUCGUCAGUGCGUGAGAUCUUUAAAGUUGCGCAACCUAGGAGGGCCACCAAGUAGCAUCUCGCACGAAAGGAAGGGGUCUUCGGGCUCAUCGGAAGCUAUUAAAGCGGUACGCAAGAGUGCGCAUAGAUCGCAUUCCAGACGGAAACAUAUCGAUACAGCUUCUGAACCGCGAAGAGAGGAGUCCAGGUCUGAGAUCUACCGCCCCCCUGGGGCGCAUUAUCGAGUGGUGAAAGUAGAUAUCAGAGAAGUUACAGAAGCUGUGAAAUCUGAGUAACCUUGUGAUCAUUUUUAUAUCGCAGAAAAGUAUUUUCUUUUU
Messenger RNA from Perkinsus marinus ATCC 50983, 627 nucleotides. RefSeq lists its product as hypothetical. The coding region runs from base 1 to 585 and encodes 194 amino acids. The record is from RefSeq and is a predicted model, not a curated record. The transcript is spliced from 6 exons. Lineage: Eukaryota; Perkinsozoa; Perkinsida; Perkinsidae.